UGAUUUAUUGGUUAGAAAAAAAUAAUUUCAAGAUGAUGAUGGAUUAUUUUGUGACCAACAGUGCCCUGGCAGCAGCACCCAUGGGCAUUCAGAGUACAGCAGGUGCUGUACCUGUAAGAAAUGAUAAAGGUGAAGUGUCAAUGAAAAAAGUAAAAGUACACAGAUAUGUUUCUGGUAAACGACCUGACUACGCACCAGCUGCAAGCUCCGACGAAGAGUCUGAAGAUGACGACUUUUUGGAAAAAUGUGCCAAGCCAAUUGAUCCUGACGUAAGUAACACUGAUAACAAACUAUUAACAUCAAGAGCACACGAUGAACAAGAUCCACGUUUGAGACGACUGACUCGUCUUGUUCGUAAAUCAGAUGAAGAACCAGAAACAAUUACUGAACGACAUCGGCAUAUCCAUGAGCCAGAGAUCAUUGAAACAGAGAUAAAAAAUGCCCGUGAAAAAAUAAAAUUAGAGAGUUCUGAUUCUUCGGAUGAUGAAGAAUUGUCUGAUACUGAGAUCGAGCGACGUCGUGAAGCACUGAAAUUACGGGUGCUGUCUAAGAAGGAUACUGAAGAGGAAAUAAUUAAAGACGAAGAAGAAAAAUCAGAUUCAAGUUCUGCUGAAAGUUCCGAAUAUGAAGAAUAUACGGAUUCAGAGGAGGAAUGCGGACCUAGAUUAAAACCCGUAUUUGUUAUGAAGAAAGACAGAAUUACUACGGCAGAACAAGAAAAAGAGGCGUUCAAACAGCAGCAGAUGGAGAUUGAGAGUAAGAAAAUGGCUGAUGAAAGGAAAAGACAGACUUUGAGAAUGGUUGAGGAAGCUAUUCGAAAAGAAACUCAGGGAGGCAAAUUGGUAGACAGUAAGGAGAGUAAGUUGGAGGAUGUCUGUACAGACGACGAAAAUGAUGAGGUUGAAUACGAAGCUUGGAAGUUAAGGGAACUUAAGAGAAUAAAACGGGAUCGCGAAGAACGUGAGGCCAUUGAAAGGGAACGACUCGAAAUUGAAAGAAUCCGAAACCUAACUGAGGAAGAACGUCGGCAGGAAGCUAAGCUUAAUCCAAAAGUCAUCACCAAUAAAGCUGCCAAAGGAAAGUAUAAAUUUUUACAAAAAUACUAUCAUCGCGGUGCGUUUUAUCUUGACAGAGAUGAGGGUAUAUUGAAACGUGACUUCUCUGGUGCGACGCUUGAAGAUCAUUUUGACAAAACCAUCUUACCAAAGGUUAUGCAAGUUAAGAACUUUGGAAGAAGUGGUAGAACCAAGUACACUCACUUGGUAGAUCAAGAUACCACGCAAUUUGAUUCCCCUUGGAUAUCUGAGACCGCUCAGAAUCUAAAGUUCCAUAACAAUCAGUCGGCUGGUAUGAAACAAAUGUUCGAAAGACCUUCGCUUAAAAAACGAAAAGAUGACAAUUAACUACUGAUAUAUUAUUAAUAAAUUAUAUUUAUCCUUAUAAUUAACCAUUAAUACAUUUUUUAAGCUAAGUAAUAAUAAUUAAAAUAAUUAUAACUAUCACACUAGUACUGAAAAGUAAUUGAUGUAAAUAUUUGUAAAUAAUUGAGUUUUCUCUUCUAAAU
Molecule: messenger RNA, 1564 nt
Organism: Microplitis mediator
Lineage: Eukaryota; Metazoa; Arthropoda; Insecta; Hymenoptera; Braconidae
Product: microfibrillar-associated protein 1-like
Exons: 1
Coding region: 33-1403 (456 amino acids)
Biological process (GO): mRNA splicing, via spliceosome
Cellular component (GO): U2-type spliceosomal complex
Molecular function (GO): RNA binding
Source: RefSeq, a predicted model, not a curated record